Molecule: messenger RNA, 1356 nt
Organism: Laccaria bicolor S238N-H82
Lineage: Eukaryota; Fungi; Basidiomycota; Agaricomycetes; Agaricales; Hydnangiaceae
Exons: 5
Coding region: 1-1356 (451 amino acids)
Source: RefSeq, a predicted model, not a curated record
AUGUACGCAAUUCGCUUUUCCUUAUUGAGGUUUAUUGAACAUUCUGGCGCCUAUCCAUCAGCUAUGGAAUUUACAAGUCAGCCGCCAGUUUUAUCUGUCUUCGUCGCUGACUGUUCUUUGUUAGACCCUCCCUUGAUCAUCGACGACGGGCCCCAAGCGAUUCUCUUGAAACGCUGCGUCUCCGACUACGACAAAGUCGACCAAACCUGUCUCACCAAUAACUACCUCAACGCCUAUUCUGACACCUACGGGUUGCGCAGUGGAGGGCGACGGUUUCGUGACGGUGGACAUAGGUUUUCUUUGAAGGAACAGAGAUACCCACUUCUUUUCAAGCAACAUACAGGAAACAUGAAUCCCUUUCGCGUUCGACCAUCCCCGGUAGCCCCGGUCUUCAACUCCGUUGACUGCACCGCAAUCACCGACCCCACGUACUUGGAACAGAGGCUCGUUUUCGCGCUAGAUGAUUACAAGAAUCACGUCGAGAAUAUCCGCACCGAACAACUCAACUGGGCUAAUUCAAGACUGCCGUUUCUAAAGGAUGCUAUUGACGCCCCCCUGCUUGCGAAGGCUCAGCGGAUCAUCAAGCAUAAGGAGUGGACGCCACGCUACGAGCCUUUUGGAGAAAAGCGAUACGAACCGGGCCGACCUCAGGAUGCCCUCCACGAGAUACGCGACGUCAUCCUCCUCCACGCAGCACCACUAUUCGCGUACUCAUCUACAUCCAGGGUUCGAGAGCAGAUCACUAACCAUGGGUUACACGUCAGUGGAGGAGCAGAGCGGAUAUACCAACACCAGCGAGGCAUUUUUCCCGUGGGUCCGUAUGGGACUACGAUUCCGCCCUACCGGCAGGAUAUUAGUCAGGCUGCCAUGCGUCGGGAAUUCUUUGACGUCGAGUCAUCCCUCCCUUCCAUUGGCACUGGUCCGGCUGUGAUCCAAAACCCGAUUCCUACCAAUUCCUGGAUCAUGUUCAUCCCGACUACCGGCUUCUCACCAAAAGGCCACCUUGUUUUUAGUCGGCUCGAUGUUGGUUUCCGAGAAACAUUUGAGCAUUAUGCUCUCGCAACACCUCACCUUUCCCCCGGCGCCUUCCUCCCUUAUGAUAUAGUUGCCUUUGGUAACACCCUGAUUCCAGAGGAGAUUCCAGGUACCCAGAUUGUUCGCGCCAACACUGGUGAAUUACGCGUCUCCAUCACAACAACCCCGGAACCACCUCUCGCUCUAUAUGAAGCAUUGGAUGUCCAUGAGGCUGAUUUUUUUUUCGUUCCAUUCUAUGCCAUUGGGGCGAAGCCCUAUGCCGGAAUUUGCGUAAAAAGAGUGUCUACGCGUGGGUCCAACCAAUAUGUGGGGAUCUACUAA